Molecule: messenger RNA, 939 nt
Organism: Habropoda laboriosa
Lineage: Eukaryota; Metazoa; Arthropoda; Insecta; Hymenoptera; Apidae
Exons: 2
Coding region: 1-939 (312 amino acids)
Source: RefSeq, a predicted model, not a curated record
AUGGCCGACGGUUUGCAACAGCGCGACCCCACGGACUGUUCGCCAAGGAAACUCAUGAGGAAGAUCGAGAGCUGCAUCUUCAGAAAUGCUUUGAACGAAGAAGAAAGAGCCCAAAAAGCCCUCUACCUGCUAAGAACGCGAGAUUAUCAAAUAGCUUUCUUGGAGAAACGAGUUGCAGAAUUGGAAGCUGCCGCCGCUGAUCUACACGAAAUUGUCAUUCAACAAACCUCGAGAGCAUCGUCGAUCACAGUACGCAACAAAACUUCUUCAGACAAAAAUGAAGAAUCGUGUAAGACAGAAAAUGACGAUGAAACUGACGAAAAAACUGAUCCUUAUGUGUCCAGCAAUGAUAAUUUACAGAAAAAUAAUGUAAAUGGGAAUUGUGACGUCACUGUGGGCAAUCGAGUGUUCGUUCCACGUUUGAAAUUGUCGAAAUCUUCAACGUCGAAUUCAGGGAGAGAAAUAUUCUCCACAGCUAUCGAUUUUGUGGUUGAGAAGAAGAAAUGUCUUACUCCUGACACCACUUUUUCUUUUUCCAACGAAAAUUCAGAGAAGACGAUUGAAAAGGACGAAAAAUUCCGCGAGAAAAGUGUCAAUCAUGCAAGUGAAACGAAAGAGAAAAUUGUGAAUAAUCGGAAGACAGUUGAAGAUUUGAAGGAGAAGAAGAUGGUUCAAAAAGAAAGUGAAAUUGUGUGUGAAAAUAAAAGUGAUAAGAAAAGUAGUUCUACUGUGUCAAUGGAGAAGAAUAAAGAAAACGUUCUAGUUGCUAGUGAUAGAAAAAAGUAUAAUAAUUUGCCAAGAAGUUCUUCGAGUGUUCCGUGGAUUCGAGCGAAACACUGUUACCGGAAGAAGCUUCGAGGCUCCGAGCUGAAAACCGGAAGAAGAUUCAAGGAGCUGCCUGUUGGGGAUGGACACAUGAACUUCGCCGCGUUUGGGUGA